Messenger RNA from Dictyostelium purpureum, 1210 nucleotides. RefSeq lists its product as uncharacterized. The transcript has a single exon. Gene Ontology annotation, molecular function: D-amino-acid oxidase activity; FAD binding. The coding region runs from base 95 to 1135 and encodes 346 amino acids. Lineage: Eukaryota; Evosea; Eumycetozoa; Dictyosteliales; Dictyosteliaceae. The record is from RefSeq and is a predicted model, not a curated record.
CACACAGAUAUUUUUUUUUAAAAAUAAAAUAAAUAAAUAAAAAAAAAAUAAAGAAAAUUAAUAAAUAAAAUAAAUAAUUGUAAUAAUAAAAAAAAUGUCAUUAAAUAAAGUUAAUAGUAAAACAGAUAUUUUAAUUAUUGGUUGUGGAUGUAUUGGUUUAUCUACAGGUAUUGUUUUAUUAAAAACUGGUAAAUAUAAUGUACAAAUCUGGUCCAGAGAUUUACCACCAAACACUACCUCAAAUAAAGCAGCUGCCCUUUGGUAUCCAUUCCUUUGUAACCCACCAGAUUUAGUUGGUAAAUGGUCAGCAGAGACUAUGCAAUACUUUAAAGAUCAUAUCAUUGGUGAUCCAAAAUCAGGUACACUCAUUAAAAAAGUUAACGAAAUUUUUAGACGUGAACACAAAGAAGACCCAGAAUGGCGUCCAUACGUUCAAUCAUUUAGAAGAGCAAGAAAAGAUGAAUUACCAGAAGGUUAUGUCGAUGGUUUUGCAGUUGAUGAUGGCUUUGUAAUGGAUACCGAUAUGUAUAUGGACUAUUUAGUACAAACCUUCAAGUCAUUAGGUGGUUCAAUUGAACAAAGAGAAGUUGAAGACAUUCGUGAAGCUUUUGUACAUUAUGAUACCGUUAUUAAUUGCACCGGCUUAGGAUCACGUGAAUUAUUCAAAGACAAACUCAUUUACCCAAGUCGUGGUCAAAUCAUUGUAAUCAAGAAUUCAUCAGAACGUUCCAUUAUGGAUGAAGAGGAUCACAUUGCUUAUGUAAUUCCACGUAUUUCAAAUACUGUUUUAGGUGGAACCAAUCAAGAACACGAUUACAAUACCGAGCCAACCAAACAAGAUACCGAAGAAAUCUUAAAACGUGUUGCUAUGAUUUCACCACGUUUUGCUAAAAAUAGAAUCGAAAUUCAAGAUGUAAAAGUAGGACUCAGACCAUCAAGACACGAAAUUCGUUUAGAAAAUGAAUUCUUUGAAGGUGGUUCAAAAUUAGUCGUCCACAAUUAUGGUCAUGGUGGUAGUGGUUUUACUGUUAGUUGGGGUUGUGCUCUUGAAGCUUUAAGAGUAAUGGAAGCUGGUAUUCCAAAUUUACUUUUUUAUAAAAAACAACAACAACCAAAGCCACAAAGUAAAUUAUAAAUAAAUAAAUAAAAUAAAAAUAUAAAUGACUAAAAAAUAAAUAAAAUUAAAUAAAUAAUUAUAAAAUUUAUAAUU